AUAUGUCUUGUGCAUGCUUUCACCCGAGCCACGUUCAUUACAAGAGUAGUUGUUCUCACAAUAUCGCGCCACUUAAGAGCAGACGAUCGGCCACUGCAUCUACACAGCGGCAAGAUCAUACUCUUGGCAGAAUUGGCAGUCAGGCAUAGAUUGAGGAGAAUGCGGGGACAAGUCAAACAUACGAGAGCGUAUACGGGGUCUGUUAUCCCGUAAUUACUUUGCAACAAGCACUUCGGUUCAUACAAGAGCGAGAAAAACAUAAACUAUGUGUAUAAAGAGAUGGCGUCCGCCAUAGCCUUUGGAGGAGCACAAAGAGAAGCAAGACGGUAACCAAGCUAGACUCUUCAUUUGCAACCAUGGCCCGACUAUCCAUCCUCGCAGCAGCACUCGCCCUCAUCUCCUUGACCAAUGCCGCCGACUGUGGUGCUGGUACACCUGAGGCCAAGGUCACAGGCUCUUCGGGUGCCUAUGUGGCCACCAAAGGUGGUUCCAGCGUAUACAGCGGCUCAGACUACUUCGCCGCAAUCAAUGCUGCGCUCGGCGCCAUUGCCAGCGGCGAGCGCGUUGCCGUGAUGGCGUCGGGUUCCAUUGGCACCAACAUCAUCUCCAUCGGCAGCGGCAAGAUCUUCGAGGGCUGUGGCACUAUUAAUCUGGGCUACAAGGCUGGGAGGGGUGGCAUCGAGUCGCUGAACACAAAGGGUGCCUCUAUCCCUUACCUGAGCCUGACCGGCGCCCCCUACUUCGCCAUGCACUUCUACGGUACCACCGACCUGUCGCUCGGCAAGAUCGUCAUGAACCUCACCGGUGGUAUUGGAAUCCGCUUCGACCGUGACGAGGCUGCAAACAAAAACGUGAAGAUGGACUCCAUCAAGGUGACUGGCGCUACCAGCCACGCCGUCGAGACCUGGAACAUCGAUGGUCUUACCAUAAACGAGGUCAUCGCCCGUAACGUCGGCGAGUGCGGUCUGCUGCUCCAGAUGACGACCAAUUCGCAUGUUGGCCUCGUUGACGCCGAUAAUGCCGGCGCCGGUACCGGCUACGCUGCCCUCCGCUUCGCGAACCAGAACGGCAAACUGAACGGCGGAUAUGAGACCAACAUCUUCGUCGACAAGGUCAUCGCCAAGGGAGGUGGCCGUGGCUUCUUCUGUGUCUCGGAGUCUGGUGGCGCCGAGAUUGGUACUGUCGAUAUUUCUAACACCGGAAACAAUGCUAUUCUUAUUGAGAACUGCUACGGCGUCACCAUCCGCGGUGGCACCGUCAAUGGAGGCGGAGAGGUCCGUCUCUCGGCCCGCGACGAGUUCGCGCUUACCGAUGAUAUUGAGCUCCAUCUUAAAGUCGAUGGCACCACUGUCCGCGAGUCUCCUUGUGGUACCAACAUUGUGCUUGACAUCACGGGCAGCGCCACGCUGGAUGUUUGCUAAAUGGCUCAAAUAUUACGGGCGCAUAGUAGCCAUCGGGGCUGGCCUCAGAGAACGGCAUUUGCUUUUCUGUUCUGGCUCCAUUCAUUUUUUUUCUUGGGACUGGAAUAGGAAGUUUUGUAUUUAUAUAUAACUUGUAUAAAGGGUUCAAAUACGUGUACAUAAGUCGUGUGGGCGGCUUAGAGCCGCAGAGCAAACUCAAAAAAUAUGACAGCAC
This is a messenger RNA of Pseudogymnoascus verrucosus, 1635 nucleotides long. RefSeq lists its product as uncharacterized. NCBI's taxonomy places the organism in Eukaryota, Fungi, Ascomycota, Leotiomycetes, Thelebolales, Thelebolaceae. The record is from RefSeq and is a predicted model, not a curated record. Bases 357 to 1421 code for a protein of 354 amino acids. The transcript has a single exon.